This is a messenger RNA of Amborella trichopoda, 1273 nucleotides long. NCBI's taxonomy places the organism in Eukaryota, Viridiplantae, Streptophyta, Magnoliopsida, Amborellales, Amborellaceae. The record is from RefSeq and is a predicted model, not a curated record.
UGCGUUGUUCUUAACUUUACGCAGCCUGGACCUCGCGAUGCUCCUAUACAGUGCUUUAUCAAAAGGGAAAGGGCGACAUCCACUUAUCACCUCUACUUGGGUCUCACUCCAGCCCUGUUGGUUCAGAAUGGAAAAUUGCUGCUUGCUGCUCGAAAGAUCAGGCGAGCCACAAGCACGGAUUUCAUAAUCUCUUUAGAUGCUGAUGAUUUUUCUCGGGCAAGCAAUACAUAUGUAGGAAAAUUGAGGUCAAAUUUCCUUGGCACCAAGUUCACAAUAUAUGACAGUCAACCUCCACAUAGUAGUGCAGUUCUAUCAAACAGAAGAUCAAGUAGAAGAAUCCAUUCAAAACAAGUUUCUCCAAGAGUACCAGCUGGUAGCUACAAUAUUGCUACUAUAGCUUACGAACUUAAUGUCCUUGGAACUCGGGGUCCAAGAAGAAUGCAAUGCACGAUGAAUUCUAUUCCAUUUUCUGCAGUUCAAGAGGGAGGAACGGCUCCAACCCCAAUCGAGUUCCCCAAUGCACUCGAUGAACCUUUCUCACUUCUCUCUGCCACGAAAUCAAAGGACCCCAUAAUAGAUUUCAGCUCAACAAGCCUCUCUGAGCUUCCAAUUUCAUUUCACAGUAAAGAAGAACCUUUGGUUUUGAAGAACAAAGCUCCUAGAUGGCAUGAACAGUUGCAAUGUUGGUGCCUCAACUUUAGAGGUCGAGUUACUGUGGCGUCUGUUAAGAACUUCCAGCUUGUGGCAGCUGUUGAGCCUUCACACCCGAUUUCCAUGGCAGAGCAAGACAAAGUUAUACUCCAAUUUGGGAAGAUUGGAAGGGAUAUCUUUACUAUGGAUUAUCGUUAUCCCCUCUCUGCCUUCCAGGCCUUUGCAAUCUGCUUGAGUAGCUUUGAUACAAAGCUGGCAUGUGAAUGACCACUGACUGACAGAGAAUAUGCACUGAAUUGACAUAGGGCAUGCCUAUUUUUGUCAGUUUCAGAUAACCAGUAUGCCUGAAAUGAGUGAAAUGCUGAUAGCUUUUGCUCCAUUUUUGCUCUUUGGAAGUUGGUCAUCUUAUUAUACUGUGUUUUCUCAUUUUCUGGGCAAGAUGAUCUUCUUUGUGAAGCUUGUAAUGUAAAUAUAUGUUUUACAAGAAGCCACUUGCUCUAUACUAAUCUUCAUCGUUGAGUGCCUCUUGAUGUGCAGACACACUUAAGGAUUUUAGUGGUAACGAUUUUGCUUCUCAUCUAUGGUGCACUGGUUGAGUAAAGUAAAUUAGCGGUUCUCAUGA